AUGGAGGCUCGCCGGACGGCUGGAUGCGGCGGCGCGGCGGCGGCGCAGCGGCUGGACGCUGCAGUGGUGGAGGCUCACUGGAGGUGGAUGGCCGGAAGGCCGGCAUGCUUAGGAGGCGGGGGUCAGGCGGCGGCGGGGCUGCGGUUCGUUCAGGAUGAGAAGGUGGAGGAGGAGGGCGUGGAGGAGCGGGAGUUGGUGGAGACUGGUGAGGUGUGGAAGGAAAUCAAAACCGAGUUCAAUAUUCAUCUAAAGCGCAGGGGGUUUGUUUCAGCGCGGACAUGGGUUCUUGAUUUCUUCGACCGCUGUUCGGACGUGGAAGACACAGUUGUGAUGGUUGUUCUAUGGCGCAUUUGGGAUGCACGGAACAAGGCCCGGGAAGGUGAUACUCCGAUGCAUCCACGAGCUACUGCGGCCAAGGCGAAGGCUUAUGUCGAGAUGAUUUUAAACAAUUUAUACAAGACAGCUCCUACCUACAGGUGUGAGUCCUCCUCAUCCAGGGCCAAAUGGACUCCACCGCCAGAAGGUACUGUUCUUAUCAAUGUUGAUGCUGCCAUCUUUGCGACGUCCAGACGUAUGGGAGCCGGCGUGGUCGCUCGUAACCAUGAUGGGUCGUUCCUUGCCGCUUGCGGCGAGCGAUACGAUGAGGUCGUCGUGCCAGAGAUUGCGGAAGCCAUCGCUGUUCGGCGUGCACUCUCGUUUGCCCAGGAGGAGGAAUUCUCCAAGAUCAUCAUCGCUUCGGAUUGCCUCUCGGUGAUCGAACGCAUUAAAUCAGGGGAGGUUGAUCGCUCCUUGUGCGGGCCGGUGAUUGAAGAUAUCAAGCUGAUGUCCAAAGGUUUUGUUCUCUGUGAGUUUUGCCAUGUCUACCGUGUAACAAAUGUCGCUGCUCACUUACUAGCCAAGGAGUGUGAGUCCUUUGAGAGUAGUGUGUGGCGUUCUGGUGCUCCCUAUUCGUCCUCCUCCGACUUGGAGGAGCUGCUCGACGACGAUUUGGAGAAGACGGCGGUGAUACUCGUGGCGGCGGCAGUCACGGACGUGUGGCCGAAGAAGCGGAAGGGCUCGACCAUGGGGCAUCUGUGCGUCCCGCGGAACCGCGCCCUCGGACACAACUUGCUCAUGGGCGAUUAUUUCGCCGAGCGCAGCGCCACCGCCGAGGGGACCAAGUUCGCUGGAGCCGCCGAGCGCCGCCUCUGGCCGAGCCACCACCCGAAGCGCCACACCUCGUCCGAGCCGGAGGACCACCGGAACGUCGACGCCGCGCACGCCCGCACCUCGUCAUCGCCACCUCAGCGCCACGCCAGGAUGACGACAUCUUUCACAAGAUGCAGCGAGUGCAUCGUAUUCCAUAAUUGGCACCUCAACGGUGACUGGAAAAAGAGUUUCAUCUGUGAUUUCGUGAAUGUACCAACAAAGUUGGCAAAAAUUAUGGGACAACAUAUAUGUAAUGAAGUCAAAAUAGAAGUGCCCAAUGGUAAAUCAUAUCGCGUUGAGGUUUCUAAGGAAGAUAAUGGCCUAGUCUUUAAAUCUGGAUGGGCGGCAUUUGUCAACGCAUAUGACCUCGUGCAGCGUGACAUCUUAUUGUUUGAGUCCAGUGGAAGCUCCUGCUUUGAAGUUCGAAUAUUCAAUCAAAGUUGCUGUGAGAAAGAGUUAUCAUGUGUUGCUUAUGAUAAUCAUGAUAUGCAGUCACUCCAAAAGGAAAGGCAUGGUGACAUAAGGAGCAAACGCAUGAUGUGCAAGGAAUGUGCUGCACUUGAUUAUUGGCACCACAAGGAUAAAAUUCGUUUCUUCUUGGUCAAGAUGGGUGUCGAUGAGUUAAAAAAUGGACUGAUCAUACCAAAAAAGUUUGCAAACAAUGUCAGAGAGGGAAUACCUGAAGAAAUCAAGCUAGAACUGCCCGAUGGCAGAACAUAUAGUAUUCAGCUUGCCAAGGAACAGCAUGAGCUUGCCCUUCGAUCUGGAUGGGAUAAAUUUGCUAGGUCCUGUGAACUUGUAGAGGGUGAUAUCUUGUUGUUUGGAUAUAGUGGGAAUUCCCACUUCAAAGUUCGAAUCUUCAAUGUAAGUGGUUGUGAUAAAUUGUUAUCCUGUCUCGUGAAGAACACUACUCCUUGUGUCCAAGAAAGAUAUGGAAGGAGUGCACUAAAUGGUCACAGGAUGAACGAAACAUGCACAAUAUGCAUAGAAAGUGUUAAGCGCCAUUAUUGGCACAUGGAUGGUCAUGACUGGUGUUUCUUCAAGGUUAUUAUGUGCAUUGAAAAUUUCAAGGAUGAAAUGGCCAUACCAAAAAAGUUCAGCACUAAUUUCAGAGGUCACGUAUCUGAUGAAGUCAAACUAGAAGUCCCAGAUGGUAAUAUUUAUAGUGUUCAGGUUGCCAGGGAACAUGAUGAGUUGGUUUUUCGAUCAGGGUGGGCAAAAUUUGCCAAUGCUUAUGAACUUGAACUGGGUUACAUUCUGGUCUUUACAUACAGUGGGAACUCCCACUUCAAAGUGCGGAUCUUGAAACAGAGUGGUUGUGAGAAAGAGUUGUCGUGCGUUAUGAUGGACCGUGGACCUGAUGUCCAAGAAAGGCACAUUGUUCAUGAUCAAUCACUACCUACCAAAAGAAAAAGUCAGGAUGACGGUUCGGAUCACAGUAAUAAAACUUCAAAGAUGACUCCAGCAGGCUCGCCUUCACAGAAAACCAAUUUAGAAUUGAACAAUGAAAAUGUCUUAUCUUCAAAAGAUAUUCAGGACCCCGGGAGUUCAGGUAGCCUUCAGGGAUCCACUAGAUCACCGUACAUCUUAGAGAUGGGUUGUAAACUGACUGGAACUCAGAAGGCAAGAGUCGACGACCUUGUGAAAGAAAAUAGGUCUGGAGUUUCAUUUUAUGUCGCAGCCAUGAACGAGAAAAAUGCGUCAAAUGGAUUUCUGGUCAUUAGCAAGGAGUAUGCUGUCAAGCACCUUCCACAUCAAGACCAGACCAUCAAACUCUGUCGUCCUGCAAACAGCAAAACGAGCGAUGCCAGUUUGAAGGUUAUCACAGAUGGCACAUGCGUCCUUUCAUGCAUCAUUUCUACUGGUUGGACUGGCUUCUUUCGUGAAAAUAAGUUACAGGAAGGUGACAUCUGUGCCUUCGAAGUGUCCAAGAGCGAUGGUAGAGUAACAAUAACAGUCCAUCAUCUUAAAAAAAUGUAUGUGACUACAUCACAUACCAAGCUGACCAGCGAGCAGGAGAGAAAAAUUGAAGAGAAGCUCCAGGUUAUUCAGCCUCAAGUUGAAAUAUAUGUGUCCCUUAUCCGGAGGAACAGGACCAAAAUUUACGUCAAGAAGAGCUAUGCUGAUGCUCAUCUCUCAAGCAAAGGGCAAGACAAUAAUACUUCAGAGACCUGAGAAGACUUGCACUUGGAAAGUCGAUCUCUACAUCGACAACACGAAAAACAUAAAAAAUUAUUUGCUACAGGGUGGCUGGACGAAGUUUGUUAGAGAAAACAAGCUACAUGAUGGUGACAUAUGCCUGUUCGAACCACUCGAGAACGAGAACGAGCCCACCAUGAACGUCUACAUCAUCAGCAUGGCGGCGGCGCCAGUCAUGUGACCAUUACUUAGUGAUAGUGCCUUUUCUGUUGGAAAUUCGCGAGCUUUUGGUUCUCCUCUGCCAGCUCC
Lolium rigidum is the source of this 3636-nucleotide messenger RNA. RefSeq lists its product as uncharacterized. The transcript is spliced from 14 exons. Gene Ontology annotation, molecular function: RNA-DNA hybrid ribonuclease activity; DNA binding. The record is from RefSeq and is a predicted model, not a curated record. Lineage: Eukaryota; Viridiplantae; Streptophyta; Magnoliopsida; Poales; Poaceae. The coding region runs from base 1 to 3363 and encodes 1120 amino acids.